GCGCCCGGGGAACUACAGCUCCCGGCGGCCCCCGCGCCGCCGCGCUCAGACAAGAUGGCGGCCGCCACGGGGUGUGCGGCAGGAGCGGUGCCGGCGGGAUACACGGCUCUGGCGGUGAAGUUCGCGGAGCGGCAGCACUCGCACCACUGCCUGUUGGUGAAGGAGCACCAGGUGCGGGAAGGGGCCGACACCGCGCACCCGCCUCGCCGCACCCUCUUCGUCCUCAACGUGCCCCCGUACUGCGGCCCGGACUCUUUGUCUAGGCUGUUCUCCCGCUGCGGGCAUGUGCAAUCUGUGGACAUCUGUGACAAGCCAGGGCCAGGAGAGAAAAAAGAUAAACUGGCAUCGAAAUUCUUUGACCACAAAACUCUGAAGGGAUUUCAAGUAGCAUAUGUGGUGUUCAGGAAACCAGCAGCUGUCCAGGCAGCCAAGGCUCUAUCACAGGAAGGUCCCUUGCUAAUAUCAACAGAGAGCCACCCUGUGAAAACCGGCAUUAGCAAGUGGAUCGCCAGCUAUGAGGCCUCCAUUGUGGAUCCGAAGGAGCUGAAGGCUGAGGUGGAUGCCUACAUGGAAGACUAUGAUAAAAAGGUGGCAGAGGAAAAAGCCAAAGCAGCCACGGAGGAGGGUGUUCCGGAUGAGGAGGGCUGGGUGAAGGUGACGCGGAAGGGCCGGAAGCCCGGCCUGCCCCGGACAGAGGCUGCCAACCUGCGCGUGCUGGAGAAGGAGAAACAGAAAAGGGCCCGCAAAGAACUGCUCAACUUCUAUGCCUGGCAGCAUCGAGAGACCAAGAGAGAGCACAUUGCCCAGUUGAGGAAGAAAUUUGAGGAGGACAAGCAGAGGAUCGCACUGAUGCGAGCUCAGCGCAAGUUUCGGCCAUACUAGGUUGUGCUGAGCUGUUCUUCAGGUGCCUGUGCUGGAGAGGGUAGGAGAGAUGCCUACUGACUCCAUUUGCCAAAGGAUUUUGAGGAAUUGAGGCAGCUUUGGAUUGCCUCUGCCUUUGGAUCUGAAACAGGAGAUCCCAGCAACUGCUACUGGAGGAGAGUUCCCUUUACUUGCACCAGUAUCCUCCUGCUCUUCUGUCAUUCAGCCCCAUGGCACCACUUCUCAAGGUGCUCAGGUCAAGGGGCUGAGGCACAUCCUGUGACAACCUGUAUCUCCCUGCCACCCAAAACCACACCUCCUAAAGUUUGGUGAGAACUGGGAUUGACCUAGUGCAGCCUCUGCAGGGGCAGGGAAUGGCUGAAGAACUGUAAAUAAACUGCUGCUACUGUUUUCAGAACA
Messenger RNA from Camarhynchus parvulus, 1281 nucleotides. It is a transcript of the gene RRP7A, whose product is annotated as ribosomal RNA processing 7 homolog A. The record is from RefSeq and is a predicted model, not a curated record. Bases 55 to 882 code for a protein of 275 amino acids. Gene Ontology annotation, cellular component: UTP-C complex; CURI complex. Gene Ontology annotation, biological process: rRNA processing; ribosomal small subunit assembly. Gene Ontology annotation, molecular function: RNA binding. NCBI's taxonomy places the organism in Eukaryota, Metazoa, Chordata, Aves, Passeriformes, Thraupidae. The transcript has 7 exons.